Molecule: messenger RNA, 2552 nt
Organism: Prunus avium (sweet cherry)
Lineage: Eukaryota; Viridiplantae; Streptophyta; Magnoliopsida; Rosales; Rosaceae
Product: ent-kaurene synthase-like 1
Biological process (GO): gibberellin biosynthetic process
Cellular component (GO): chloroplast
Molecular function (GO): magnesium ion binding; terpene synthase activity
Source: RefSeq, a predicted model, not a curated record
CAAAGCUGUCAACUACAUUGUGCAUUCUUCUGAUCAUACAACCAUGUCUUCCUCCCACCUCAACAAUCUUACCUGUUUUGCGUUUUCCUCAUCAGAUUUCUUGCCACAAGCAGCUUCAACAGUCCUGAGAUUAGAGGGUGCAGCAGAGGGCAAUACUGCUGCUUUGGAGAAGUUUGAGGUGAGUAAACAAAAAAUAAAGAAGAUGUUCAACAAUGUUGAUCUCUCUGUUUCCUCAUAUGAUACCGCUUGGGUGGCCAUGGUCCCUUCUCCAAAUUCCCUGAAGGAUCCUUUUUUCCCUGAAUGCCUAAAUUGGUUAUUGGGUAACCAACACCAUGAUGGUUCAUGGGGUCCUCAUAAUUUCCAUCCGUUGUUAAAAAAGGAUGCUCUCUUAUCUACUUUAGCAUGUAUCCUUGCACUAAACCGAUGGAGCGUUGGUCAAGAACAAAUUAACAAGGGGCUACAUUUCAUUGAGUCCAAUUUAGCUUCAGCUACAGAUGAAGAGCAACAAUCGCCUGUUGGAUUUGAUAUAAUAUUUCCCUCUAUGAUUGAAUCUGCAAUGAAUUUGGAUAUGAAUCUUCCCCUGCGAGGAUCAACCCUAGACUCUAUAUUUCACAGGAGAGACUUUGAGCUUCAAAGAGGUUAUGGAAGCAACUCAGAGGGAUGGAGAGCCUUCCUAGCAUAUACUUCAGAAGGAAAUGGAAAGUUUCAGGAUUGGGAGACGGCCAUGAAGUAUCAACGGAAGAACGGAUCCUUGUUUAAUUCACCAUCAACCACAGCUGCUGCUUUUACUCACCUUAAGAAUCCCAGUUGUCUUACGUAUUUACGCACACUCUUAGAAAAGUUUGGGAAUGCAGUCCCAACAAUUUAUCCUCUAGAUAACUAUGCUCGCCUUACUAUGGUUUCCAGUCUUGAAAGUUUGGGUAUUGAUCGACAUUUCAGGGAGGAAAUUACAGGUGUACUGGAUGAAACAUACAGAUUCUGGCUGCGGGGAGAUGAAGAUAUAUUUUCAGAUGCUGCCACUUGUGCAAUGGCAUUUCGACUCUUACGUGUUAAUGGAUAUGAUGUUUCUGCAGAUCCAUUAACUCAAUUUUCAGAAGAUUGCUUCUUCAAUUCCCUUGGAGGAUACUUGAGGGAUGUUGGCGCUGUGUUAGAAUUGUUUAGAGCUUCAGAAAUCACCCUACAUCCUGAUGAAUCAGUUCUGGAGAAACUAAAUUACUGGACGCGUCGCUUCCUGAAACAAGAAUUAUCCUCUAAUUUAAUUCAAGCACAUAGACUCAAUAAGCAUAUUGGCCAAGAGGUGGAUCAUGCUCUUAAGUGUCCUUACCAUGCAAACUUGGGUCGGUUGUCAAUCAGGAAAGUUAAAAAGCAUUACAACGCAGAUAGUACAAGGAUUCUAAAAUCUUCUUACAGAUCUUUGAACAUUGGGAAUGAAGAUAUCCUAAAACUGGCAGUGGAAGACUACAAUUUUUGCCAAUCUAUACAUCAUGGAGAAUUCAACCAUUUUGCAAGGUGGGUUGUGGAGAACAAAUUAGACAAGCUAAAGUUUGCUAGGCAGAAGCAGCCAUACUGUUACUUCUCUGCUGCUACAAGCCUCUUCCCUCCUGAACUAUCAGACGCCCGCAUAUCAUGGGCCAAAAGUGCAUUUCUCACAACUGUUGUUGAUGACUUCUUUGACAUUGGAGGUUCGGAAGAGGAACUGGUAAACCUUAUACAAUUGGUCGAGAAGUGGGAUGUGAAUGCAAGUGUUGAUUGUUGUUCUGAGCACGUUCAAAUUAUAUUCUCAGCACUUAGGAGCAUAAUUACUGAGAUUGGAGUCGAAGCUUUCAAAUGGCAAGGACGCAGUGUGACAAAUCAUGUAAUUGAGAUUUGGUUGGAGUGCCUCAAGUCUAUGUUGAAGGAAGCUGGCUGGUCGAGAAACAAGUUGGAGCCAACAAUGGAAGAAUACAUGGCAAAUGCAUAUGUAUCACUUGCCUUGGGACCAACCGUCCUCCCCGCUCUCUAUUUUGUUGGGCCCAAGCUUUCAGAGGAUAUUUUAGGAAAUUCAGAACUCCAGCACUUGUUUAUGCUUAUGAGCACUUGUGGCCGUCUUCUCAAUGAUAUCCAAAGCUGUAAGAGGGAGUUAGAGCAAGGGAAGCUAAAUGCUGUGUCAUUGGCCGUGAUUCAUGGCGGUGGUAUUGUUACUGAGGAAGAUGCCAUCAAUGAGAUUCAGAAUGUUAUAAACCGUAAGACAAAAGAACUGCUAAGAUUAGUUGUGCUGGAGAAGGGAAGCAUAGUUCCAAGAGCAUGCAAGAAUUUGUUUUGGAACAUGAACAAAGUGAUCCACCUGUUUUAUUGGAAGGAUGAUGGGUACGUUGGAAAUGAGAUGAUGAAAGAUGUAAAAGAAGUAAUUGAUGAACUCAUCGUAUGAUUAUCAGCCACUGUGGAGAUCACCCUCUACGCUGAUUUGGCAGGUACAUGGAAAUAUAUAGAAGUGUGAGGGAGGAACAAACCAUCAUCGUUUUCUUGGAUUUUUCUAACAUUUAUUUAUGGAAAAUACUCUAUUAAGGAUUUUA